Epithele typhae is the source of this 1740-nucleotide messenger RNA. RefSeq lists its product as uncharacterized. Bases 1 to 1740 code for a protein of 579 amino acids. The transcript has 6 exons. The record is from RefSeq and is a predicted model, not a curated record. NCBI's taxonomy places the organism in Eukaryota, Fungi, Basidiomycota, Agaricomycetes, Polyporales, Epitheliaceae.
AUGAACUCCGAAGACCCGUGGCACCUCACCGUCGUCCGCACGCGGGGCCUCACCUUCCUCCGCCCCGAAAAGUCGUGGCGCCCGAUCGUCGCCGUGGCGGUGACGGACCGCGGGCACGAGCACGCGCCGCAGGAGGUCGUGCUGGGCUGUGACGGGCAGAACCCGAACCUGAAGACGGGCAUUGUGCUUCAGGAUAUUACCCAGUCGAGCAAGCUCGCCGUCCAGGUCUUCCACAAGUCGCAGACGAAGAAGAAGCACCGGAAACGCAACCUCGUCGGUACCGCGUCUGUCUCGCUCCAAGAGUUCCUCAACAAGCACCCCCUCCCACAUCUGCGCCCCGUCGAGUACGACGUCCGGUUGACGUGUCCCCCUGCGGCGCACAGGAGUCCGACCAUCAACAAGCAGCAGCAGAGCGCGACGCUGACGAUCCGGAUAGCGGUUCCCCAGCCCGAUGCUGGCAUCCAGGUGGACGUCGAAAGCCCGCCACUGUCCCCAAUCUAUGGCAGCGAAAUGCACGAGACCGACGGUAGUCUCCUCUCAGACGGGCCUUCAUGUACGUGCCUGUCAUCUCGCUGCAUAUAUGCGCACCGUUUCACGAUCGACACCUGUUCAGUGUCCCGCACGCGGUCCGACACCCUCGUCAACACUCCGGAUCCUUCCGGGAUGCAGACAUUGCCGGAGACGAGAGGCCUCCGGCGACGGAGGACGAAAAAGCAGGCCGUCAAGGGCUUUCACCUCUUCAGCGACUCGGAUGGACCGCACCCGAUGGAUGAGAGCGACAGUGAGAGCGAUGAGUCGAUCGCGCGGCCUGCGACUCCCUCGGACCGGGACACGGACGACUCGUGGCGAUACCUGUCUGCGAGCGUGAAGGACGUGGACGACGCGUGCUCUCCGCGGAUCCUUCCUACGCAGUUCGAUCAAGCAAGCAUGAUAAGCAUGCAGAACUCGCUGACGUUUGCGGAGGCGUGUGUGGACCGGCUUGGGCCGUACCACGACCUGCGGGAAGCGGAGGUGGAGGACGACGUGGCCAAGGCGGAGAAGGUGCUCGGACGGCUGAUGACGGAGUGGUACGUGGUGGGCGCGUCGCUACUGGCGCUCGCGGGCGUGGACGUCGCGGUGUUCGGGCUCGCGCCGGACUCGAUAUUCGCUGAGGACGUCAACGGCUUUUCGCGCCAGGCGGUCACCGUCGGCGCGAUCAGCGCCGCCAUCGGGUUUCUGGCCGACGUCUGGUUCAUCGUGCUCUACAGCAACGCGAACGCAGCCAAGUUUCAGCGGCUCGCGAAGGACGUGUACGGGACGUACUUCUUCUUCUGCCUCACCUGCCGCCUCCCGACGCUCUGCCUCUUCCUCUCCGCGCUAGCUCUCACGGCCUUCCUCUUCUCGCUCGCGUGGGCUGCCUGGCCGACGGCGGUGCUCGUGAUGUCCUUCGCGGCCGGCGUCCUCCUCUCCUCCCAGUUCCUCAUCUUCGGCGUCCACCGGUUCGUGAACCUGCUCGUCUGGCUCGUCCGUGUCGCCUGGCGGGCACUGGCUGCGCGCACCGUCACCGUCACCGUCACCGUCACCGACACUCCCUCCGACGCUCCCUCAUCUGCACCUCCCGCGGCGACUGGCGUCCCGUCGGCGUCGCACGCGCAGCUCGACCGCAUCGAGAUGCCAGUGCCGUGCCCGAGCCCUGCGCCCGCGCGGCACGGGAGGGUCGACGUCGUUUUCGUCGAGCACGUCGCCGCGAUGGCGGGCUGA